UGGGGAUUAUGAGAAUGGUUAAAGCGGGGACUGCGUGCAAAUAGGUUUUGUCAUUUAGGUUUAGGUGUGGUUAAACUUAUACACCCCAAUAAUAAGGACAAGGUAUCUCUCACCCCUUCUUGAAUUGGUCGGCGUUAAGACGUUGAGCUUUGGGGUUAAGAUGAGAAAAAUCAAUGUGGAAGUGUGUUUGAAAUCGGCACGGGGGCUGCGACGUUCUUCAUCGCUAUGGAAGCUCCAAUGGUUUGCGGUGGGUUGGAUUGAUCCCAACGCCAAAUACUGCACCAAAAUUGACGCCUCUGGGAGUGCAAACCCCGUUUGGAAUACGAAGUUCUCCACUUUCGUCGAAUAUAGCGGCGGCGGCGGCGGCGGCGGCGGCGGCGGCAGCUCAGACCCAGAAUCCAACUCCGAAGAUCAUGAGCUGGCGCUCCAUGUCCAAGUUUACAGCAGAGAGCCCAUUUUCCUUAGAGAGAGGCUUCAGGGAUCGGCAACCGUCAACCUCAAAGAAUUUCUGACCAAGAACAAUUUUGAGGUUUCGAAGACCCCAGCUGGCCACCGUGAAGUUGAGAGUUUUCAAUUGCGGAAACCCAGUUCCUCCAAACCUCAAGGAUUUGUUGAUAUUUCAAUUCAUAUCUCAGAGGAAAGGGAAGAAACUACUUCUUAUCCUGGUAAUGACGAAGGAUUUAAGCUCAUGGACUGUGACCAUGGCAUUACCUCGGGGAUUGAGUAUGGUGGAGCACAAACUUAUCGACAACCAUUGCCUCUUGGAGGACAUACGCCACAGACAACUCUGCCAUACAUGUAUCCAGUGCAACUUCCAGUUCCUGAUGGAGGAAACUGUUCCAUUAAUGCAUCAGCCGGCAGACCUAGCUAUCCAUCAGAUGGUGGAACCAGCAAUAUUCAUCCGCCUCAAACUCAAACUCCUCCGCCGCCACCACCACCACCACCUUCAAACAUUGGUUAUAUACCAACUUUUCUGCCCGGAACCAAUAAUUUGCCUAACAGAGACUCCUACGUGAAUAUGCCAUCAUCAUCAUCCAGAGUAGCAGGAGCCUCAGGACGACCAGGCUUUGGGAUGGGAGUGGGUGCUGGGGCACUGGCAGCUGGGGCUGUGAUCUUUGGCGAUGAUUUUAUGUCUGGAUUUCAUGCUCCAACUAGUUUACAGGAUGCUUCCUUGGCUAUAUCUGCGAAUCCUCCUUUCUAACAAAAGCAGGCACCAACAGUUACUAUAAUCACCUGUAAUGUAAUUAUAUGUUGAUGUUUCCAGCACACUUGAAAUGCAGUGUGGCAACAACUCUGGUCCUAGUUUGUUUAAAUAUAUACUCUUCUUUUCUAUGUACAAAUUUAUGUUUAUGUUUUUGCCCCCAAAAUUUAUUAUUCAAGUUUGCAUUGGUGUACAAA
Malania oleifera is the source of this 1398-nucleotide messenger RNA. RefSeq lists its product as uncharacterized. The coding region runs from base 161 to 1201 and encodes 346 amino acids. The record is from RefSeq and is a predicted model, not a curated record. The transcript is spliced from 2 exons. Lineage: Eukaryota; Viridiplantae; Streptophyta; Magnoliopsida; Santalales; Ximeniaceae. Gene Ontology annotation, biological process: defense response.